GGCAUCUCGAUGCACGCCUUUUUUUGGCGCAUCCAAGCGCGUUGAGGCUCGUCGCGACGGCUAACUUUGUUCUGUGCUUGUUUUCUCGAUCUCUGCGCGCUGUGCUCCGCCUUCGUCGUGAGGCCGUCGCCUAACAGCCAACAAAAAGCUCUUGGAUCUUUGGGCUGCAGCACGCGCGCGGAAAGGACGCGCGCGGCUGGACAAAAGGAACAAAGCCAUGCGGCGCUCUCUAGCCGUGCUGGCGCUCUGCGUCGUCGAAGCGCUCCGACCGUCUCCACCAUUGACGCGCCGCCAAAGCACGAACAGCCCGGACCUAGAAGAAGAAGCCCGCAUCCGCGCGAAGCUCGAGGACCACGCGGCCCAGCAGCGCGGCCGCCACGCGAAGAAAAAACUAAGCCCGGCAGCCCAGCGCCGCCGGGCGAAGCGCGGCGCGUCCUUCGAGGCGGCCCAAGAUAUUGGAAGAGAACUCGCCGAGCAAUUGAGGGAUAAGAAAACGUUGGAUAAUGAGGCAAGGGAGCUGCUCCAGGAUUUAGUAUCGACGACGUCGGGCGCGCGCGGCUGGUUCGUGUCCCUGCUCACGGACGACGACCUCGCGCAACUGUUCGUGCCACCGAUCGAUGAUGCUUUGUUAGAACCCAUCGCCGCGCGGCCCGAGCCGAACUUGCGGUUAUGUGUGAUGAACGUGGCCAUGAGCGCGGCGACGGCGGUGGCGCACGAGCGCGACGGGCAUCGGGACCUGGCCGCGGCGUCGCGGGCGACGUCGUUACGAUCGGCGGCUUUGUGUACCGCGCUUUUGGAAAGAGACAUGAUGGCGGGUCUGGCCGAGGCGCUGCGCGCGUUGUACGAGGCCGCGGCGCCGCGCGACGACGACUUGGGGGAGCUGGGCGAGAUUCUCGGGCUGUCGUCGGACGCGGCGCCGUCUCACGUGGACGAGGACUGGGCCGCGUUCCUCGACAAGUGGCGCUACGGCCCGGACCAGCGCGCGGCGAUCCGGCGGACGUUGUAUGAGAACUGGGCGCCGAUCGUCCGGAGGGAGGUCUCCUCGGUCGCCGCCGCCCCUGAGGACGAGCCUGAGUAACAACUACUCCAUAGAUCGAGGACGGAGGACACGCAAUG
Molecule: messenger RNA, 1116 nt
Organism: Pelagomonas calceolata
Lineage: Eukaryota; Pelagophyceae; Pelagomonadales; Pelagomonadaceae
Source: the annotation of a GenBank genome assembly